AUGACCACCUCUGCUUCCAAUUCCCUUUCAGUCUCUACCUCUACCAAUGCCUCGGCUUUUACCUCCACUCCUGCUUCUAUCCGGCCACACUUCAUCUCUCUGCCACAGCCUCAGACGUUGGCAGAUCGAAUUUCUCUACGAUAUGCCAUGCCUUGGCAGGCCAUGAUUAUCAGCUGUGGCAGUCAAAUUUGCAGUGGUUCCCUUGUUAGCAGCUCUUGGGUUCUCACUGCUGCUCACUGUGUCAGGAACAUGAAUCCUGAAGACACUGCUGUGAUAUUGGGCCUGAGGCACCCUGGGGCACCUCUGAGAGUUGUUAAGGUGUCUGCCAUUCUACUGCAUGAGAGAUUCCAACUGGUGAGUGGAGCAGCAAGAAAUGACUUAGCAUUGCUGCUGCUUCAAGAGAUUCAGACCCCCAUUCAGCUUCUUGCACCUUUGGGACAUCUGAAGAACCUGAAUAGCUCAGAAUGCUGGCUCUCUGGGCCUCGAAUUCUUAAGCCAGGAGAAACAGAUGAAAACUCAGAAAUGUUACAGAUGCAGGUAAUGGGACCUUCAAGCUGUGCCCACCUCUACCCUGACAUAGGCACUUCUAUUAUCUGCUUCAUUACCCAGGCCUCGGGCUCUGACACAAAUGGGGAGCCAGUGACUCCAGGCAGUGCUGUUAUGUGCAGACCAAUGUCUGGCAAUGGUAGCUGGAGACAGAUAGGCCUCACCAGUCUCAAGGCUCUAGCUACCAUCGUGAGUCCACACUUCUCCUGGAUCUUAUCCACAUCAGCAAAGGCAAAUCAUCCCCUAAACAGAGACCUCAUGUCUUGGGUAGAGAAUCCUAAGUCUUCUAGCAGAAUGAAACAGGCACUCACACUGCCACUUUCUUCAAUAAUAAUUAUUGCAGCCCAGAAUUUUGACCCAGAGGCCAGGAAUGUCCCUGAUGCUGCUGCUUCUGUGACCCAGGUGGGGCUUAAGCUGCUGGGUGAGAGGGAGCUUCUGGGUCAGGGUGCCGGCUUUGUCGCCCCUACAGAAAACACAGCAGAACAAGGGAAGGGCUGGUCCCCGUGGCACUGGGGCGAGGCGGCUGCUAGCAGGUUUGUGGACUCCUCUUUGGUGAAUCGGCGGGCUACACGCUAG
This is a messenger RNA of Choloepus didactylus (southern two-toed sloth), 1122 nucleotides long. Its product is annotated as chymotrypsin-like elastase family member 2A. Gene Ontology annotation, biological process: proteolysis. The transcript is spliced from 6 exons. NCBI's taxonomy places the organism in Eukaryota, Metazoa, Chordata, Mammalia, Pilosa, Megalonychidae. Gene Ontology annotation, molecular function: serine-type endopeptidase activity. Bases 1 to 1122 code for a protein of 373 amino acids. The record is from RefSeq and is a predicted model, not a curated record.